Messenger RNA from Esox lucius (northern pike), 2651 nucleotides. RefSeq names its product nuclear receptor-binding protein-like. The record is from RefSeq and is a predicted model, not a curated record. Gene Ontology annotation, cellular component: endomembrane system; cytoplasm. Lineage: Eukaryota; Metazoa; Chordata; Actinopteri; Esociformes; Esocidae. The transcript is spliced from 18 exons. Bases 324 to 1901 code for a protein of 525 amino acids. Gene Ontology annotation, biological process: intracellular signal transduction; endoplasmic reticulum to Golgi vesicle-mediated transport; protein phosphorylation. Gene Ontology annotation, molecular function: ATP binding; protein kinase activity.
ACUUUGACAUGAACCGUAUCCCUUCUAGCUUUGACCCGCUCCUCCCCUUUUCUGACUAGCUUGGUAGCGAUUUAAUUUACACACUGCAAGUUUUUUUUUUUAUAAGCAAGAAGUGUUGUCAAUUUCUAAUAUGUAGCUAAGGCUUGAUAUUAAGUCUCCUGUUUGCCUACAGUUCCUCAUAGCCCCCAAAGUGUGUGUGUUUGUGGACGAGGGAGUGUAAGUGGGGGCGCCUGCUACAGUUUGAGAAGAGAGAUCAAAUAGGGCAUUCUGCAUCAUAGCCCUCAGAAGAGGACAGACCCUGUCCAGAGAUCUGAGUUUCUGUGAUGUCAGAGGGAGAAGGUAAACCAGUCCAGGCUACGGAAGCCAAGGCCGAGCCGGGCGCCCCCAAUGUCCAGACACCGGCGUCGAUCUCACCCCCUGUGUCAGGGCCUGCUCCGACAGAGGACGAGGAGGAAGAGAGCGAAGACGAGUCUGAGAUCCUGGAGGAGAGCCCCUGCGGCCGCUGGCAGAAGCGCAGAGAGGAGGUGAACCAGCGUAAUGUCCCAGGGAUAGAUGCGGCUUAUCUUGCCAUGGACACUGAGGAGGGGGUGGAAGUGGUCUGGAAUGAAGUCAUGUUCUCUGAGAGGAAGAACUUUAAGCUGCAGGAGGAAAAGGUGAAGUCUGUGUUUGACAACCUGAUCCAGCUGGAGCAUCUUAACAUCGUCAAGUUUCACAAGUACUGGGCCGACAUCAAUGACAUCAACCGCGCCAGGGUGAUUUUCAUCACGGAGUACAUGUCUUCCGGAAGUCUCAAGCAGUUUCUGAAGAAGACCAAAAAGAACCACAAGACCAUGAAUGAAAAGGCCUGGAAGAGAUGGUGCACCCAGAUCCUCUCAGCGCUCAGUUACCUCCACUCCUGUGAGCCCCCAAUCAUCCACGGGAACCUGACGUGUGACACCAUCUUCAUCCAACACAAUGGACUCAUAAAGAUAGGUUCAGUGGCUCCCGACACCAUCAACAACCAUGUGAAGACCUGCAGAGAGGAGCAGAAAAACCUGCACUUCUUCGCCCCUGAAUACGGAGCUGUUGCUGAUGUCACCACCGCAGUGGAUAUUUAUUCCUUUGGAAUGUGUGCCUUGGAGAUGGCAGUGUUGGAGAUCCAAGGAAACGGAGAGUCUUCGUAUGUUUCUCAGGAGGCCAUCAACAAUGCCAUACAGUCACUGGAAGACCCCUUACAGAGGGAGUUUAUCCAGACGUGUCUGGAAGCCGACCCGUUUAAGAGGCCUACAGCCAGAGAGCUCCUGUUCCACCAGGCUCUGUUUGAGGUUCCCCUGUUAAAACUGCUGGCUGCACAUUGCAUUGUCAGCCACCAGCAUAUGAUCCCUGAGAAUGCCUUAGAGGAGAUCACCAAGAACAUGGACCCCAACCUCAUCAUCGCUGAGAUAAAGGAGGGUGUGCAGCUCAAGUUGUCUCAGUUUCCAGCCCUGGAAUUGGACAAGUUCCUGGAGGAUGUCAGGAACGGCAUCUACCCCCUGACAGCCUUUGGCCUGCCCUCCCGCCAGCAGCCCCAGCAGUCACCCGUCAAGUCCCCCAUUGUCACCCCCUCUGUCAAGUCCCCCACCCCAGAACCUGCUGAACUCGAGACUCGCAAGGUUGUCAUGAUGCAGUGUAAUAUCGAGUCGAUGGAGGAGGGUGCCAAACAUCACCUGACACUACUGUUGAAGCUGGAGGACAAACUGAACAGACACCUAAGCUGUGACUUGUUACCCAAUGAGAAUGUACAGGAACUGGCUGUUGAGCUGGUCCAACUGGGUUUCAUCAGCGAGGUGGACCAGAGCAGAAUAACUACUGUGCUGGAAGAGGCCUUCAGUAAGUUCUUCACCAGGAACGAUUCCCUCAACCCCGUUACUGUUUCCUCGUAACAGGAUCACCAUGGACCAUCGAUCCAGUAACUCAUAGAUCUAAACCCACAACUGUACUUCCUCUGUUACCCCCAGCCACCUCACACUCCUAACCCCCUCGACUCAGCCCUAGUCAGAGUCAUUGAACCCUUUCCCCCAAAGCCUUGUGGGAUGUCAUCUGUUUUUCCGGAGGGCUAAUGAGCUUUAUUAUGGCACUGCCAGGGGACAGUUCCACAUAGUUUAUGUCGUCCUCUAUACAAAGUAGCAACUUCUUUUGGACAGGAUGCCACCACAGUUAUCAUGUCAGUAUUAAUUAUUUGUGUACUGGAAAUGUAUUCGUCAUCUGCCUUCUCCAUGGCUUAAUACCCCAUCGCCUUACAUUUCUCUGCUUCGGUGUGGUCUUAAAUGACUGUGCAUGAAUGUCCGCAGUGAACAUAACUAUCUUCCCAAACUCUGUUGGUGAGCUGUGUUUGGAUUCAUACCCGUGGGGUAGAGGCAGUAGAAGAUCUUUAUUUGUGUCACGAAUGUGUCAUUAUCUUUUCCAAUUUGAAAUAGUUUAAUGUGGUGUUAACUGAUGGAGCCACACGCUUUUGGAGUCUGAGCCAAUAGUCCGGGAAAGGCAGGAUUUACAGCCUGUCACUCCAAGCAGAGGAACUAGCUGAAUUACUUACUAGAGAUGUCCAAUGGCUGGAACAGUAUUUUAAGAGGUGGUAGGGUUGGUGUACAGUAUUCAUUCCUUUGAUUUGUUCUCAUAUUUGUAAAAAAAAAAAA